UGAGGACCUUGCCCGCUUCGACAUCGACAUCCCGCCGGCAUCUUGUCAAUCUGAAUUUUUCACUUCGUGUUUGAGCUGCGUUAGUUUUUUUUUCGUGCGUGAAAAGUGCCCAAAAACCGAACGGAACGUCCGCAAAAGUGCUCGCGAUGGAGUCGUGCUGUCGCGCGUGUUCCCGUAGUGAUGAUUUCCGGCGGUUCUCGCUGUACGCGGUGGCAGAAGUGAGCCAGGAAGUGAUCGCCAACAUGAUUCGAGACACCAGCGACACUCAGGUUUCAACCGAAGACGGCUUGCCACAACAAAUCUGCCCGGACUGUUUGAUGACGCUCAGUCUGGCAUAUUCUUUCCGCAAGCAGUGCCGCCGGUCGGAUGCCAAAUUCCGUGAAUAUUGGGGAGGCCGAACACCGUCUCAGUCGGUGGAUCAGCAACAGCACCAGCAACAGCAACAACCACAUCAGCAAAGCCAGCAGCACCAGCUACCACGGCGCUCACAAUCCCAUGUUCCGGAUGAAGGUUCCUUCGAGGCAGUGGCCACAACCAUCAAAGAGGAAGUAGACAUCUACGACUACGAGUACAGUGUUCCUUCGGGGGGUCACGACAACCAGUGGGUGAUCCAGAAUCCCAGAACCAUCGGUGAGGGAGCGAUGACAGUGGUGCACAACACCGGUGGCCAGUACUACGAUGAAACAGCUUCAGCAGCAGGAAUAGCAGCUGGGGAGACGAUCGGUGGAUCAGCUGACCGUGAUGGGCACAGCAUGAUCCACCCAAUGGAUGACCCGUCGGAGAUGGGUGAAAGCUCGGGUCUUGGACAGAGGAACGACGACAAGUUGAAGAAGAACGUGCCCAACGCCGAGCGCUACAGCCAACGCAUCCGACGCCAGGAAAUCUCCUCCAGCCUACCCGAGAAAGCCCCCCGAAGUUCCGAAACCGCCGACUGGGGUCGGUUCUCGGUCAGUGUAAUCCCCGAAGCAUCGCUGCUGGCCUCCACUAGCACACCGACCAACCUGGCCCAGCAGCAGCGUUGCCAGCACUGCAUGAAAAAGAUGAAGAAACCCUACAAACAUCGGAACGGCAAGUGUCUGGAACCAAAGUAUCGAGCCUCGAAUCGACCAAAGUGCGCCUAUUGCCAUCAAACGUUUUCCAGCAGCAAAGGCAUCCCGAGCCAUCUGCGCAACAGCUGCCGUGUCUAUCGGCAGGUCUGCGAAGCGAAGGGAAUCAGCUUACCGCCUGCAGACCAUUCUUCCUCUCCGUACGAUACUUCUUCCGCCCCCAGCGAAACUCCGGAACCACCCGCGAGUUCAAACCCGAAACCCCUCCCAGUGCUUAAACCAACAAACUCCGAACAAAAACUGAAACGGCCAAGAACCGGCAACUGGACUCAUACCAUUGUGUGUCAGUAUUGUAACAAAAAAUUCCUAAAGAAAUCCGCCCUCAACAGGCACGUGCAAAGGCAGUGUCUGGUGUGGGUCCGUAAGCAAACGGACAACCUUGCCAGCGUAAACUCAACCAAGGAAGUUACCACGGGGGUGCCGGUGCCGCUGCCAGCGCCAUCCUCGUCGUCCGUCCCGGACGAUAAAAGUGCCAUCGUUAAGAAGGGUCAGCAACAGCAGCAGCAGCAACAGAAGCAUGAGCAGGCGGAGGAGCAACGGCCGCCUCCGGCCGUGGUGGUGGAAGAGCUUACCAAGUGCGUCUACUGCCAGCAGAGUGUGGGCAAGAAAACGCGCUUCCAGCAUCACAACGGACGGUGCGUGCUGGGUCGGGUAAACGCCGAGCAUCCGUGUCCGCACUGUCCGGAAGCAUUCAUGACCCGGAAUCUGCUGCUGAAACAUCGGUGCGAUCCGGCGCAAAAGUUUGAAAAUCCCCAGACCCAACUCGCCAGUACAGACGGAACGGCCAAACCCAACGCUCUCCCGCCGGACCGCAAGCAGCGACGGCUAGCGAAACUAACUCCGAAGCAGCUGGCACUGGUGAAGGCCAAAUCUCCCGUCAAACAGGUCACACCCCGAAAGCAGAGCCAGAUCAUUCCGCUCGAAACUCCAACGAGCAUCGUGAAGCGGGAGUUCUGUUCGCACUGUCGGCAACGGAUCAAGGACUCGGACCGGCAGAGGCACGAAGAAAAACGGUGCUUCAACAAGAACGAGGUGACCUACAACUGUGGCUAUUGCCGGAAAGGUUUCGCUGCGCGGGAUUCCCUGAUCGAGCAUCAGCGGGUGUGCACCGUCCGGAAGCAGCACAAACAGGUCAAGUGCACAUUCUGUGGACAGAUGAUUUCCAAUCGGGGCAACUUGAAGAAGCAUCAGAAGGUCUACUGCAAAUCGAUCAAGCGGGCCGACGGCGAAGAAAUUUCGGAGAAACCGGAGAAAUUAGAAAAACCGGAUAAACCGAAGAAAGUAGAGAAACUGGGGAAACCGGAUAAACCGGUCAAAUCCCCGAAAUCGUACAAGCCCCGUAAGCUGGCCAAACCUAUCAAGUCUGAAAAACCUCUCAAACUGAAAAAAGUCAAAUCCGAAGAACCAGUUAAGAUAAAACCGAAGAUCAAGAAAGAUAAGUCCAACCAUUCGAAGUCUCCGGACGACGAGAUGGAAAACAUUCCGCUGAAGCAGCGCAAACUUCACAAACCCAAGCCUACGACGACGGCCCAGGUGAGUGCGGCCGAGGUUGAAACCACCAAAAAAGUAGCGAAAAAGAAACCCAUGGGUGACAAGAAACUUCGUUUCUCCUGCGAGUACUGCAAGAGGCGGUUCGAAACGGACAGCAAGUUGCGGAAACACGGCCAUACGUGCACCGUGAAACGGGCAAACCUUACGCUUGUGUGCCCUCACUGCGCUACGCCGUUCUCCAAGAAGGGAAAUCUCGAGCGGCAUCUGCGGUUGAAAUGCAAAAGCAUCGAUCGGGAUAAGGAUAAGAGCGUACUCAACAGUACCAUCAGUGAACUGCUUCGAUCCGAAGCCACCGACACUCCGAAUUCUACACUCGAGCAUGACGAAGCCGAGGGAGAGGAGAGCCAAGAACCAGUGACGGCACUUCGGGCAACAGAGGCAGAACCGUCAGAUAGUCCAAGGCAACCUUCCUCAACGACAACCCAAAGUGAACCCGAACGAAGCUCUCCCGUACCGGUCAAAGCUGCCGAAGUCAGCAGAAUGGAAGAGCGGCCAGAAGAAGAUGACGAAAGUCCUGAACAUACGCCACCGAGCUCUCCCGCACCGGUAAAGGCUGCGGAAGUCAGCAGAACAGAAGAGCUGCCAAUGGAAGCUGUCGAAAGUCCCGAACAUUCGUCACCGGUUCCGGAAGUCAGCAGAGCGGACACGCAGCCAAUGCAACCGGUUGAAAGUCCUGCACAUCCGUCGCCAACUCCAUCGGAGCACGAAGAAGACUCCGACGACGACGUUCCGGAUCCGGUUGAGGAAGAGCUAGUCCCACCGGAAGAUCAUACAACCGAAGACGAGAUGAUGGAUGAAAUCGAGGAAGAAGUGGAAGUUGCCACAGUUGAUCCGAACGACAUGGUGGAUCACGAAGACCACUACGAAGAGGAGGAUCAUGUUGUAGGAUCGACCGAAUCGCCUUCGGGUGAUCAUUCCGAACCGGAUAACAACAACGCUGAGCGGGAAAAGGCUCCAAGUCCUGAAGUGCGGUUGCCUCAAAGCACGGACUCCGAACCACCGACGACCACCAUCGAGAGGCAUGAGACUUCGGAACGAACGAUACAGGAACGCUCGGAACCCGAUCCUGCGGAUCCAAUGCAAGUGGAUGACGAUCACUCGGCAGCAAACUGAUUUGCGUGAUGACGAUCGAAAUGAGUUAGAAUGGUUUUACGAAAGUUGACUGCAUUUGUAAGUAUGUUUUUUUGGUAAUUGUACAGAAUGCUGCUCGUUCGGAGGGUGGCAUGAUUUCGUCAUGAUUGUGGAUGUAGACUAUACAAAGCGUACCCGCUCCGAUUCCGGGGCGUGAUUCGGAAGCAUACCAAGUAUUGAACCAAUUGUUAAACAAACACGGUUUAAUUGUCGUUUAGUCGUAAAACAGGGUGGUACCUAAUAAUAGAGCGAAUAAAAAGAUCGAUAUCGGAUGAAGUAGUCCAAUAUCGGCAAUCUAGUGUCAGUA
Molecule: messenger RNA, 4095 nt
Organism: Aedes albopictus (Asian tiger mosquito)
Lineage: Eukaryota; Metazoa; Arthropoda; Insecta; Diptera; Culicidae
Product: zinc finger protein Xfin
Exons: 6
Coding region: 147-3770 (1207 amino acids)
Biological process (GO): regulation of transcription by RNA polymerase II
Cellular component (GO): nucleus
Molecular function (GO): DNA-binding transcription factor activity, RNA polymerase II-specific; zinc ion binding; RNA polymerase II transcription regulatory region sequence-specific DNA binding
Source: RefSeq, a predicted model, not a curated record